This is a messenger RNA of Penicillium subrubescens, 462 nucleotides long. RefSeq names its product mago nashi family protein. Gene Ontology annotation, biological process: RNA splicing. The transcript is spliced from 7 exons. Bases 1 to 462 code for a protein of 153 amino acids. NCBI's taxonomy places the organism in Eukaryota, Fungi, Ascomycota, Eurotiomycetes, Eurotiales, Aspergillaceae. The record is from RefSeq and is a predicted model, not a curated record. Gene Ontology annotation, cellular component: nucleus; exon-exon junction complex.
AUGUCGACGAACGAGACAUUUUACCUCCGUUACUACUCAGGUCACUCUGGGCGGUUCGGGCACGAGUUCCUAGAAUUCGACUUCCGAACCAUUGCCGACGGCAGCAGCGCUGCUGUGCGAUAUGCCAAUAACUCCAACUACCGAAAUGACUCCCUGAUCCGCAAAGAGAUGUGUGUGAGCUCGGCAAUGAUUGAGGAAAUCAAGCGCAUCAUCAAGCAGAGUGAGAUCUUGAAGGAGGACGACUCCAAGUGGCCGCAGAAGAACAAGGAUGGCCGUCAGGAGUUGGAGAUUCGAUUGGGCAAUGAACACAUCUCAUUCGAGACCGCGAAAAUCGGCUCCUUGGUGGAUGUGACUGAAUCGGAUGACCCUGAAGGACUUCGAGUGUUUUACUACCUGGUGCAAGAUCUCAAGGCGCUGGUGUUCUCGCUCAUUUCCUUGCACUUCAAGAUCAAGCCCAUCUAA